This is a messenger RNA of Varanus komodoensis (Komodo dragon), 3383 nucleotides long. It is a transcript of the gene RASIP1, whose product is annotated as Ras interacting protein 1. NCBI's taxonomy places the organism in Eukaryota, Metazoa, Chordata, Lepidosauria, Squamata, Varanidae. Gene Ontology annotation, cellular component: cell-cell junction. The transcript has 11 exons. The record is from RefSeq and is a predicted model, not a curated record. Gene Ontology annotation, biological process: angiogenesis; regulation of GTPase activity; signal transduction. The coding region runs from base 199 to 3000 and encodes 933 amino acids. Gene Ontology annotation, molecular function: GTPase binding.
GCACUUUGCAAUAAAUAAGUGGGUUUUGGGUUGCAGUUUGGGCACUCAGUCUCUAAAAGGUUCGCCAUCACUGCUGCAGACAAUUCUGCAGAGAGAUGGAAGAUGAGAGCCCCUAUUGAGAAUGGACCUUUCAUAUUGUGCCUUUCCCCCUCCCCUCUCUCUGUGCUUGCCUUUCAAAAGUUCUAGGUCCUUGUGACCAUGUUCUCGGAUGAUCGGAAAGACGGGAGUCCCCGGUUUGGGAAGCUUCACUUUCCUGUAGGCCUUUGGAUCAACUCUCCAAAAAAGCAUUUUGCCAAGCUGGGACGCAGGUGGCCAAGCGUGGGGUCUGUCAAGUCUACGUCCUCAGACACAGCCAGCCGUGGCAGUGAGCCCGUGGAGAUGCGCCCAGCCACCAAGAACAAGGCCAGCCGACAUAAGAGGUUCUCAACGUUCUUCCAGCGAAGCGCAGUGGGAGGGCCUACGAGUGGGGGCGGAGGCCGCUGGGCCAGUGAGAAGAAACUAGCCGAUCUCAUCGACCCCCUGCCGGAAGGCCGGGUUGAGCCCCCGUCCCAGGGGGAAGUGCCGGGGGUCCUGAAAAUCUACGGAGGAGACAUCUCCACAGGCACGAAUUACAAGAGUGUGCUGGCCACGGUGCGCUCCACUGCCCGGCAGCUGGUGCGCGAGGCCCUGGAGCGCUAUGGCAUAGCGCAGCCCAAUGCCCAGGAAGCCUACGUGCUGUGCGAUGUCGUCGGGAGCGUCAAUCACAGCACAGAUGGUUCCUGGAGGGCCCAGUACCUCCGGGCGGUGGGCGAUUCUGAACGGCCCCUCGUGCUGCAAGAUGUGUGGAAGCCCAAGACUGGCUGCACCCGCCGUUUUGAGAUCCGCCGGCGAUGUGAUGUAGAGAGGAUGGCAGAAGAUGAGGAUGAGGGAGCGGGUAUCAACUCCCAGACCCACCGGCAGCAAUCCCGCCGCUUGCGGGCUGCCUCGGGGGGACACACAGCCCCCAAGGAGAGGGCGGACAACCUCUCCCUCCGCCGCAGCAUCAGUGACAUGAAUCUCAGCAUGAAACGCCGCAGGGAACGCAAAGGUGUGCUCAGCAUGGCGGUGGGGGAGCCAGCAGAAGGGGGCUCAGCUGAGGAGCCACGACUCAAGGCAGGAGAGGAGGCCGAGGGCAUGUCAGCCUCGCCAGCCUCUGAAGAUGCGGCCGUGGAUGGGGCUAACUUGGAGCAGCUCACGCAGUGUCUCAUACAGCCGCCGACGGAGCACCCGUAUUUCCUACAGCUGUUGGGCUACAAUGAAAAACAGGAGUUUGUGAUCCAUGUCAUGACCCGACGUCGGCACAUUUUCGGACGCCCAGAACGCCGCCCGGCCCCAGACCAAUCCAACUACGUGGACACGUUCCUGAGUGCCCCAGACAUCCUGCCGCGCCACUGCUGCGUCGUGUCUUCAGUGCCCCCCGCUGAUCCCAGCCAGCCGCGGGGCUCCGCCAUGGUGCGGCCUUUCCGGGGAGCAGCCAUCACCCACAACGGCGCUCCUCUGCAUCGCCAGGUGGAGCUGGCGCCCGGAGACUUGCUGGGGAUGGGGCAGCACUUCCUCUUCAUGUACAAGGACCCGCGAUCUGCAGCUGCCCCACCAGCCUGGCUGCCCAAGGCAUGGGUGUCCCCAGGAUUGGUGGGGGCCUUGGCGUGCCAGGCAUGCGGCCGGUCCCUGCAGGAGCGGCAGGAGGCGUUCCGGGCCUACCUCAAGAGCCGAGAGCCCCAGCUGCGCUACCGGCCCCAGGAGCAGGAGGCACUCCUGGCCGAAAUUAUAAGGCUGCAGGAAGUGCCUGGGUGCAGGCUAGGCCCAGCCUUCCUCUUUGGCCUCUGUCUGGAGCACGCAGCCCGGGAACUGGAGCCAGGACAACUGCCCAGGUUGAUAGCCAGGAUCGCUCAGCUGGUCAAGGAGGCUGUUUGGGAGAAAAUAAAAGAAAUUGGGGAUCGGCAGCCAGAAAACCAGCAAGACAAAGGCGAAUCAGGAAAUCUUGGCGUGGAGGAAGUGGCCGCUGACUUGCGCCCCCUUAUGCUCUGGAUGGCCAACUCAAUGGAGCUGCUCAACCUGGUGCAGAAGAGAGUUCUGGACAUUGAAAAAGACCUGGACUUGGAGGGAGUUUCCCACAGUCCAUUGCUCUCCAGUGACCUGGAGACGUGUGAUGAGGCCAUGGUUGUCUUGGAUGAAGUUAUCAUGUCCACGUUCCAGCAGUCUGUAUACUACCUCACCAAGACUCUCUACUCGGCCCUUCCCGCCUUGCUCGACAGUAACCCAUUCACAGCCACAGCUGACCUCUCCCAUGUGCCAGAGCUCAGUCGUAUGCCCGAGGGAAUCCGUGGGACCCUUGCCAUCUACCAGGCGACGCUGGAGCUCACCCGCGACUGUGGCCUACAUCCUGACCUUGUUUCACAGACCUUUGGAUACCUUUUCUUCUUCUCCAAUGCUUCACUCUUUAACACCCUCAUGGAAAGAGGUGGGUCUCAGUCCCUGUUCCAAUGGGCCAAGGCAGUGCAGAUCCGAACGAACCUGGACCUGGUGUUGGACUGGCUACAGGGGGUGGGCCUCGGGGACAUCGCCACCGAAUUCUUCCGCAAGCUCAGCACCACAGCCAACCUGCUCUGCUUGCCGAAAAGCAGUUUGCUGCAGACACCCUGGUCCCGCCUGAGAGAUGACUAUCCUGCCCUGUCACCAGCCCAGCUGCAGCACGUGCUCAGGAAUUACCAGCUGGGACCAGGCCGUGUCCCCCCCGAGUGCUGGGACCCGUCGGAAAAGGAAAGAGACGAGAUUGCACACAGUGACAUAUUUGAGAGUUUCACCGAGCACCCACCCCUGAUUCUGCCAUGUGAUGGGUUCUGCUUGCGUCUCUCGGAGCCUGUGUCAGAUGACUCCCUCCACCGCCAACUGGUCCGCCUGCGCCGCUUCCUCUGGGAGCUGGAGCGUGAGUCUCUCCCAGCCAACCAGAGGGCAGCAUAUGGGCUGGAUCCCAGCCAGUGAGAAGUGGGGUACAUGCUGGUGUUGAAGAAGAAUCACAGUCCUCAGGAAGCUCCUGUAAGAACAACCCUCAGUGGAGGGUGGCGAUCUUUGGAAAAGGCAGAAUCCAGGAUUGUCCUGAAAGGUCAAAGACCCAUCAUUCCAUCCAAGGCCACAAAAGACCCAGCAUUCCGUCCAAGGCCCCUUGGCUGCUGUUGCCUCUUUGUACCCAUGCUCUCUGGUGCCAGGCACUGGUCUUCUCAAGAACCAAGUUGGAAAUUUGAGAGAAAUCAUAAAUUCUUCCCAUCUCGAAACACUGCAGUUCCGUUUGGCCUUAGAUCGUAACUGUUUCUAGCCAACUAUGUAUUCCUCCUCCGUAAUAAAAUUAUUAAUUGUGACAAAGAAAA